AUGGGAGAGUUUAGCUUUGGGGUCAUCCUUGCAAUCCUGUCAUUGCUCAUCAUGGCUGUGAAUAUUUUUGUGGUUGUCGUGUUGGUUCAGCUGAUCUGGAAGAGCAGAUGCCUUGGGCUGUGCUUUAUUUUAAACCUUGCCGUUGCCGACUCCUUGGUCGGUUUCACUGUAACUGGCCUUGUCACUGAAGAGCUGUCCAGCCCUGAGCAUCAGACCCCACAAAACUACUGUGUGCUACGGAUGGCCUGUGUUACCUUCCCCUCAGCUGCCUCCAUCAUCACUGUCAUUUUGGUCUCCUUUGACAGAUACCUGACCAUAAAGCAUCCUUUCCAGUACUUCAAAAUCAUGUGUGGCCCAGUUGUUGGGGUUUGCAUUGGAGGACUCUGGCUCCUGGCCUGCUUGGUUGGAUUCCUCCCUAUGAUUGUUCACAGCUUCCAGCAAAAGAACUACCAAGGGCUAUGCACCUUCUUCAAAGUCUUCCAGCCCACAUAUGUGCUUGCUAUCUUUUGUGUGGGUUUCUUCCCAGGUUUCUUUAUUUUCAUCUACUUUCAUUGCCACCUGCUGAAGAUUGCCUCUCUGCAUGCUCAGCAAAUUCAAGGAUUGGAACCUAUUGGAUUUACGGCAACCUGUCCAGGUCCUAAAUGCUCUACUGCCACCAAAGCUUUGCGCACUGUGGCCAUCCUAGUGGGAUGCUUUGCAGUUUUAUGGUCCCCAUUCUUCAUCGGAAGCAUUGUACAGAUUGCAUGUCAGCAGUGUCUUCUGGAUCAUCUCCUUGAGCGGUACCUCUGGGUGCUGGGUGUAUGCAACUCUCUGGUGAACCCCUUAAUCUAUGCCUACAGGCAAAAGGAGGUGCGUCUGCAGAUCUGUCAGAUGUUUUUAUGCAUGAAGAUCAAGGUCUUUCCCCUGUUCCAUGUCAACAGCCAAAGUCGUGCUCCUGACAGAACUGGGCCUUCAGUGCACACCAUCUCCCUGGCCCACCUUGAGGAGUGA
Molecule: messenger RNA, 990 nt
Organism: Sceloporus undulatus (fence lizard)
Lineage: Eukaryota; Metazoa; Chordata; Lepidosauria; Squamata; Phrynosomatidae
Gene: GPR119
Product: G protein-coupled receptor 119
Exons: 1
Coding region: 1-990 (329 amino acids)
Biological process (GO): G protein-coupled receptor signaling pathway
Cellular component (GO): membrane
Molecular function (GO): phosphatidylcholine binding; G protein-coupled receptor activity
Source: RefSeq, a predicted model, not a curated record